Molecule: messenger RNA, 6359 nt
Organism: Venturia canescens
Lineage: Eukaryota; Metazoa; Arthropoda; Insecta; Hymenoptera; Ichneumonidae
Gene: polybromo
Product: protein polybromo
Exons: 25
Coding region: 171-5180 (1669 amino acids)
Biological process (GO): chromatin remodeling; transcription elongation by RNA polymerase II
Cellular component (GO): RSC-type complex; SWI/SNF complex
Molecular function (GO): chromatin binding; protein binding
Source: RefSeq, a predicted model, not a curated record
GUCGACGGUGUACUCGGCAGUAUGGCGUCAAAACGAAUUGUGUUAUAUAUUUGACGGGUGAAUAAAAGCGACAAAUCACUAUUUUCAGGGAACGUACAAGAAGUCUCGAUGAUCCUUGUUUUCAUACGUGACUUGACAUAACAAUUGUUUACAUCAGAUUAUCUCAAAAAAUGAACAAACGGCGUAGAACAUCUUCAGUAGCCAGUAGAGGUACGGAAGAUGAUGUUGAUGAUAUACAGCCGGAACCAGCCAAAAGACGGAAGAAAUUAGAUCCGAGUGAUUUGUGCCAACAAUUAUACGAUGUUAUUCGUAACCAAAAGAAAGAAGACGGAACACUUUUGUGCGACGCUUUCAUCAGAGUGCCGAAACGUCGACAGGAACCUGGGUAUUAUGAAGUUGUGUCGAAUCCCAUAGAUUUACUCAAAGUACAGCAAAAAUUGAAGACCGAUGAGUAUCGUAAUAUGGAUGAUUUAGCAGCAGACAUUGAACUAAUGGUCACCAAUGCCAAGGCGUUCUAUAUGCGGACGUCGCCAGAAUAUAAAGACGCGACUGAUUUGUGGGAAUUGUGUGUUAAUACCAAACAUCGUAUUAUGGAUGAAUACGAAGAAAUAGAGCCUAAAGGGAAGAUUAUUUUGAAAGUUGGAAGACUUGCAAGGAAAGUCGCAUCGAAGCAAGAAGAUGCUGAGGACACCUCAGAAAGUUCAACAAAUCCUGAUGAAGAAUCGAUGCAACCCUACGAGGAUUUAUUCAAUGCCAUCAUGACCGCUGUUGAUCCAUCAGACAACAACAGACCAUUGCACAUUAUGUUCCAGUUGAAACCAUCAAAAAAGCUCUAUCCGGAAUAUUAUGAGGUGAUCGAGACACCGGUUGAUCUUAAAACAAUCGCUAGGAAGAUUCAAGAUGGCUCUUACACUUGUUUGGCCGAUAUGGAACGUGAUUUAUUGCUCAUGUGCCGGAACGCGUGUCAAUUUAAUGAGCCUGGUUCGCAAAUAUACAAAGAUGCGAAAAUGCUAAAAAAAAUCAUAGCAUCUUCGUCAAAAAAACAAGAAGCGAGCAAUCUCAAUUCGACAAUGUCUAAACUGAUAACUGCUCCUUCCACGCGAAGCAAAAGAGGCAACCGAAGCAUUGCACAAUCUUUGAUUAAUCAAACUGCUUCACUAGCGGACGAAGAUGAUGAAAGUGACGACGAAGAGGAUGAUCCUGGGGAUAAUGAAGCAGACGAUCCUCAGUGGUUGCUUUUUCAAACAAUACGAACUGUACCUAAUAGUCAAGGAGUAAGAAUAAGCGAAUAUUUUUGGAAAUUGCCAUCGAAGAGAAUGUAUCCGGAUUAUUACAAGAUGAUAAAAAAUCCUAUAUCUCUCUUGCAAAUUCGAACAAAGAUCAAGAAAGGAAAAUAUGGGACUCUGAGCGAAGUUGCCGGCGAUAUGAAUAUAAUGUUUGAAAAUGCCAAAAAAUACAAUGUUCAUACUUCUCGAUUAUACAAGUGUGCGGUAAAGCUGCAAAAAAUAAUGCAAGAAAAGGUUCAAGAGCUCUUGGAGUUUGAUCAGGUAAAAUUGGUUCAUGAUUCCAUCAAUUAUCAGUUUUUCUUAAACUUCUCAAUAUUUAAUGAAUAUUUGUACGUAUUAAAGGACUCCGAUUCUGAUUGCGAAUCCGAGAGUAACUCACAGCAACCGAAAUUCUUGAAACGAGCUUCUCUGAUGCUCACUCGUGGAAAAUAUAAGGACAAUAUACCAUUGAAAAGAAGACUGUACGCUUUAGUCAAAUGCGUGAUGGAAUACGUGUCCGAAGAUGGCCGUCAACCAAUGUUAGCUUUUAUGGAAAAACCGUCUCGAAAAUUGUAUCCGAGCUAUUAUCAAGUAAUUGCUGAACCUAUCGACAUGUUGACCAUCGAAAGUAACAUCAAGGAAGAAAAGUAUCAAAGCGAAAGCGAGUUGAUACAGGAUUUCAAGUUGAUGUUCAACAAUUGUCGUCAGUACAACGAGGAAUGUUCGGUGAUUUACGACGAUGCAAAUACGCUAGAAAGGGUCUUGAUGGACAAAGUAAGGGAGCUAGGACCUUUGCCAGACACGGGAAAACCGAUAAAAUCGACUGGAUCGACACCAACACGUAAUGUCGGGAGGCCGAAAAAAGUGCUACCUCUUCAUCUCCAAAAAUUACGUACGAUGUACGACACAAUAAAAGAUUAUCAUGACUCAAAAGGACGUCAAUUAUCGUUAAUAUUUAUGAAAUUACCGAACAAAAAUGAAUAUCCCGAUUAUUACGAGGUUAUCAAACAACCGAUGAACAUGGAAAAAAUUGCGUCAACUUUGAAGAAUCAGGGCUAUGAAAAUUUGGAGGAAUUAGUCUCGGAUUUCAUUCUAAUGUUCGAUAACGCUUGCAAGUACAACGAACCGGAUUCACAGAUAUACAAGGAUGCAUUAAUUUUGCAACGUUUGGUGUUGCAAACAAAAUUACAACUGAGCGAAGAUGAAGAAAGUGUACCUGACGUUGCUGCUGCUGUGCAAGAAAUUUUAGCUACCAUUUUUACCGCUCUGUACAACCAUCAGGAUGAAGAAGGACGAUGCUAUUCCGACUCAAUGGCAGAACUGCCGGAGCAUGAUAUUAUUGAUGGGAAAAAGGUGAGGGGAUUGUCACUUGACUUAAUAAAACGCCGACUGGAUAGAGGUGUGUACAAAAGACUGGAUCGUUUCCAAGAGGAUGUAUUCUCGUGCCUGGAGAGAGCACGAAAGCUCUCGCGCUCUGAUUCCCAACCUUUUGAAGACAGUGUUGAGCUCCAAGCGUUUUUCCUUCGUACACGAGACGAAGUCACCCGCAGCGGGGAUCUCCUUCAUUCGCCUGCACUUAACUACACCCUGCUAGAUCUUUCAACACAAGUUUCGGAAUUGAAACGUAUUAAACUUCAGCAAGAAUUGUCUUUACCUUCCGAAGAAGAGAGCUGUGAUGGAAACGACACAAAAGAAUCAAAUUCCCUAACAGGUGGUAGUGCUAGUGACAGUGCAGGAUCAAUGAGUUUCAAUCAGGAAGUGUACAGAGCCGGUGAUUUUGCAUACAUCGAGCCAACAGAGCGUGGAAUGGAAUACAGCGUCGUUUUAAUCGAGCGUCUUUGGACAAACGCUGAAGGCCAACAAAUGCUUUACGGCAAUUUGUUCUACCGACCAAGCGAAACGUAUCACGUAGCUUCUCGGAAGUUUCUCGACAAAGAAUUGUUCAAAAGCGAUGCUCACGUCGCACUUCCACUUGCUAAAGUCGCCGGAAGGUGUAGUGUUCUCAGCGUCAAAGACUACUUUAGAAUGGUCCCCGAAGGCUUUCAGGACAAGGACGUCUACGUUUGCGAAUCAAGAUACUCAACGAAAGCGCGAGCUUUUAAAAAAAUUAAAGUUUGGAACUUCGAUCCCGAUCAUCUGCGGCUUACCCCAAGAGAUAAAAUAUUGGAACCCAAACGCGUCAUUUCAGUGUAUAAAGAACGCCUUGAAAAGCACAAGGAAGAAAUUGCCGAACUUGAGGAAGGAGAGAAGUUGGCUGAAAAAGAGAAGCCUAACGUUGUUAUCUUCAAUCCUGACGAUCCCGAAAAUACUUAUUACGAGCAAUACAACACAUGCGCGGGACCGGCAAAAACCGGUGACUUUGUAUACGUCGCGACUGAUGGAGGGAGACAACAAAUAGCGCAAAUUGACUCGAUAUGGUCGACUAAAGAUGGGAAAUGCUAUUUUAAAGGACCUUGGUUACUAACGCCGCCAGAAAUUCCUCACGCACCCACCAAACUGUUUUACAAACAAGAAUUAUUCUUGUCGACUGUUGAUGGGACGCAUCCAAUUGUUGCGAUUGUCGGAAAGUGUGCUGUUCUCGAUCAUGGAGAAUAUAUAUGCAGUCGACCAACCGAAAUUCCUGAGGACGACGUUUUCAUUUGUGAAUCGACAUACGACGAGAGUAAGAACCUCAUGAAAAAGCUAAUUCAAGAUGGUCUUAAAAAAUUCAAUCAUACGUCAGCCGUGAUGGAAGAUGAAAUAUAUUUCUUCCGGCGGCCUAUCAAUCCUGCUAAGGUAUCAAGUGACAUCGCUCAGGCUCGGUCUCCCAUCAAAUCGGUUGUAGUACCCAGCACAGCUCAUUUUGAAAUGGAAACAUCACCAUUACUUCCAAAACUGGAGUCUGAGGUCCUGAGCAUAGGAGUGGGAAUAGGAGUGGGUGUAGGUGAGGACAGCAUGGAUGCUGGAGGUCCACCGUCUGUAGGAUCAACUGAAGCCCAGCCUGUCCUUUCCAAUACUCAAACGCCAGUUUCGACGAAAAAGAAAACAACCGGUAAGAAAUUAGUUACGGGCUAUAUUUUAUAUUCGAGUAAAAUGCGAACGACCAUUACGCAAAACAAUCCUGAAUCCACCUUUGGAGAGAUUAGCAGAAUUGUUGGCAACGAGUGGCGUAAACUACCAGCCGGUGAGAAACAAGUUUGGGAGGAAAGGGCUGUAAAAAUGAACGAAGACGGAGGUCAGACUAAACUAGCUGCAAUUAUUGGAACACCGAUAGAUCAAGUGUUCGAAUGCUGCUGGGACAAUUGUGAUUGGCAGUUCGAAGAUAUGACUGAUUGCAUUGAUCACUGUAUCGCUGAACAAAAUGGCCAUGUGCAAGCAUCCUUCGCAAACGCUUCUCCAGAUGUAGAGUUCCAAUGUGUAUGGCGCGGUUGUGGACGAACGAAAAAAGCUGUACCCCCAUUUCCAAGUGUACAGAGAUUGGCCCGACACGUGAAAGAAGUGCACAUCUUAAAAGGGAACGGUCGUAUUAUACCACCGUCGGAAAGGAGCAAAAAUUACAUGCCAUCGAAAGGUCCAACUAUAUUACCGCCGAUGGAAACCGAAACUAUUGCUACGGCAACGCAGACGACCAAUUUGCCUAUGGUCAAGCAGCCUGAGCCUUUGUUCGUAGCAGUUCCUCCACGACCUAGCCGAGUUUUGCAUUCAGAUGCGUAUUUGAGAUAUAUCGAAGGUUUGAACGUUGAAAAUCGUUACAUUUCUAACUGGGACAAACAAAUGAAUGCGAAUCCUGAGAGUAUACAAAUUUCCGACAUCUCAAAAUUGCCCGCUGAAUGGUUGGGCAACGGGGUUGGAAAUCAUGGAAACGUCGUCAACGCCUUAUGGACGUUGCGAAAUAUGAUGAUGCGCGAUGUGUUAGCGAUAAAUAAAACUUUAUAGUUUAUCCAAUGUUACGAGCUACAAUCGGUAUAUUUUGUAUUACCAUAAUUGACUUAUAAUAGAAGAUUUGGUCAGUGAUAUGCACGAUAUUGAUCAAAGUGACGUUGCUGACACAAAAACAAAGGAGAAAGAAUUUACUUAAUGAAAAACGAACCCUAAUCGCCGUUCGAUUUUUACGGGUAAAACAUAUUCUGCACAUAAGCUUCGGUUGCGAAAAUUAAAACCAAAAUAUCAUCAUCAGUUGAUUUUUUGAAUGUCCGAACUAAAAUCAUCCUGAACGAAUAAAGGAGAAAAUAUGAAUGAGAACCCUGAAAAAGUGUGAUAUUUAAAACUUUUUGUUCUGAAAACCAAGAGAAAAACGAACAUUGAAACUUUUGACACGUUUUAUUAUAUUCCUCGGUGUUAUGAAAUAAUUUUAAAUCAAGUUUUGUAAUAAAGUUAUUGAGCUCACACAAAACUUAAUUGUAUGUAAUUCUGAAAAAGUUUUCCUUCAAACAAAACCCUCCGAAUUUAUCAAAACGAUUUGUUGACUCGGAGCUCACUAUUUUUUAGUGCUUCAAAUCAGGUUUUCUCUUUCAUUUGUGCUAAAAAGAAGACAAGUUUUCUUUAAAAAUCAUUCAAGCAAUUCAAUACGAAUUAGAACUUGAGAUAGUUCUCGUGCGGGUAAACUUUUUACCGAAAAAUACUUGAACGCAAAAAGAAAAUCGAUCACGAAUUUUCGAAGUAAUCCUCUUUUCCCAACUUGAAAUAUUUCUCGUCGAAGCUUAUACUAAAGGGACUAACGCCAAAUGCCAUAUUUUCAAUAUAAAAUCAAUGUGGCUUUACGUUUCAGUUGUAAUACUUAAUUAUAGUUUUGCAAAUAUUUAGAAAGUAUAUUAAAAAAACAGAAUAUUCCUUCUGUUUUGUUUACGAAUUACUUUUUCGAUCUGACAGAGUUUUUAUGUUUAAGAAUCUCGAGUUCAUAAACGAAGCCAAAUUUUUCGUCCAAAAUUGUAUCUUACGUCCGUUGCGAGUUUAGUUUUAUAAACGACACAAGGUAGCAUGAGAAUUACCUUAAUUCCAGCUUACAAUCCUUUUCAGUUAGUCGAACGAGCUCGAAAUAAAAUUGAGUGUGUCCGGACCAAUAUCAUUUUUGUGGCUAAAUCGAAAUUGACGCUUAUUAAACGUAUUUUAACUUGA